AUGCACAUUAAGGUCCUCGAAGAACUUCUCAAUGGGAUUCUUGGCGGACGGGGAGGGAGAUGGCUGGCUGGUGGGAGGGGAUGGAUUUGGAGACUGAGACGUAUUGCCCAUUCCAGCACGCCCUGCCGUUGCCGGCCGCGCUCUGUAACCGCCGCCGGAGAUUGGGGGUGGGACGGGAGUGGCAGUGGUUGGGGGCUUAGUGUCUGGAAGGAGUUGGUAUUUGGUAUACUCGUAGAUUGGAGUAAAAUAUGUUUGGAAUGCCUGCGAGAAUUGCUUUACAUCGGGGUAUCUAAACGGAUCAAUAUAUGUUUCAAGGUGACCGCUCAGGGUAUUCAAAAAGCCUUUGAGGCCGUUGGUCGUAUCACUGAAAAUGAUGUUUGCGAUCUUUUUGGCUUGGCGUUCGACCAGUUUGUGCAGCGCGGAGAGGUCGGCGAGUUUUUGGUUGGUGAAGAGGGAGCGGACAUCGUUGAUUACGCAUUGGAAAGCGCCUCUGGUGGCGUCCAUAAGAUUUUCUUUGAGUGCGUUGAUUGA
Molecule: messenger RNA, 531 nt
Organism: Babesia ovata
Lineage: Eukaryota; Apicomplexa; Aconoidasida; Piroplasmida; Babesiidae
Product: thiol:disulfide interchange, putative
Exons: 2
Coding region: 1-531 (176 amino acids)
Source: RefSeq, a predicted model, not a curated record